Cercopithifilaria johnstoni is the source of this 204-nucleotide messenger RNA. The record is from the annotation of a GenBank genome assembly. NCBI's taxonomy places the organism in Eukaryota, Metazoa, Nematoda, Chromadorea, Rhabditida, Onchocercidae.
AUGUUAAUGAUGGUGAUUGAUGAUGAUGAAUGUGAGAUUGAUGACGAUGACAGUGAUGAUGAUAGUGGUAAUAGUGAUGAUGAUGAUGAUGAUGAUGAUGAUAGUGGUAAUAGUGAUGAUGAUGACGCUGAUGAUGUGAUGAUGGCGAUGGCAGUGAUGAUGGCGACUGCGAUCAUUACAACGAUGAAGGUCGACUCAUUUUAA